GAUGAUGAUGAUAGUUCUGAUGAGGAAGGCAAAGAAGACACUUUCCAGUCAGGCAAGGAUGUUAUCUCAUUGGGCAGCAAGAAGGACAAGGAAUUGAAGACCAAGACAGCCUCUGUUCAGAAGGCUUCGUCAGAUAAACCUGGUGUCAUUUAUUUGGGACGUAUACCACACGGUUUCUACGAGGAACAGAUGCAAGCAUAUUUCUCACAGUUUGGAGAUGUCACUCGCCUGCGUAUGUCACGUAACCGAAAGACUGGAAAAUCAAAGCAUUUCGCGUUCAUUGAAUUCAACUCUGCCGACGUUGCUGUGAUCGUUGCUGAGACGAUGAACAACUACCUUUUGUACGGACAUCUCCUCAAGUGCGAAGUCGUCCCAGAAGAGAAGUUGCACCCUAAGCUUUGGAACGGAGCAAAUAGAAAAUUCAAGGCCAUUCCUUGGGCCAAGGUUGCUCGUGAACAACAAAACAAGCCCAAAACUCACGACCAACGUGAAAAGCUUGUCAAGAAGUUGUUGACGAAAGAUCAGAAGAAAAGAGAAAAAUUGGCUGAAAUGGGAAUCGAGUACGAUUUC
Molecule: messenger RNA, 570 nt
Organism: Umbelopsis ramanniana AG
Lineage: Eukaryota; Fungi; Mucoromycota; Umbelopsidomycetes; Umbelopsidales; Umbelopsidaceae
Exons: 2
Biological process (GO): maturation of LSU-rRNA from tricistronic rRNA transcript (SSU-rRNA, 5.8S rRNA, LSU-rRNA)
Cellular component (GO): nucleolus
Molecular function (GO): RNA binding
Source: RefSeq, a predicted model, not a curated record